AUGGCAUCUCACACGUCGACAACCUCCGACACCAGUCUUCCUCAGCCUACUAUUCCUGCCAGUGGACUUCCGGUCGGAAGCUGUACGGCUGAUAUUCCUUGUGCUAAUGGCGCAUGCUGCAAUGCUAACAGCGGUUUCUGCGGAUACGGCCCAGAAUUCUGUACCCCCAUAAGCUCUCUAGGUGGAAAUUGCACAUCGAAUUGCAACGCGGUUGCAGAAUGUGGACAAUACGCGCCCCCUGUCAAUCGUACAUGUCCCCUCAACGUCUGCUGCUCGCAAUACGGCUUCUGUGGAACGACCUCGGACUUUUGCGGGGUAGGCUGUCAAAGUGAUUGUAACCCCGUACCUCCGACUGGCGGCGGUGAUGACAUCUCCGGGGGCGGGGCUACCCACCGACGUAUCGGCUACUACGAAGGCUGGGCUGUAUCCUCUUCGCGUUCAUGCGACUACUACGAGCCCGAGCAAAUCGCCGUUGACAUCCUUACGCAUGUCAACUACGCAUUCGCUCUCAUAUCGUCUGCUUAUGAAAUCAUCGAGAUGUCACCAGGAGACCAAAACCUCUGGUCCCGAACGACAGCGCUGAAGCAACGAAACUCGGCUUUGAAGGUGUUCCUGUCGGUUGCAACCUUACACUGGUCCUUCAACGACCCGCCGACUUCGACGAUCUUCAGUCAACUCGUUGCCAGUACAGAGAACACCAAUACUUUCGUGAAGAGUGCCCUGAAUACGAUGCAAGCGUAUGGGUUCGAUGGUAUCGAUAUUGACUGGGAAUAUCCUGCUGCGUACGAUCGUGGCGGGAAUCCCGCGGACACAGAUAACUAUGUUGCAUUCAUGAAGGCUUUGAGGACUGCCUUUGGUGGUGACUACGGGAUCUCGUUCACGGCCCCUUCCUCGUACUGGUACCUACAGCAUUUCAACCUCACAGGACUGCUUCAUUCGGCAGACUUCGUCAAUGUCAUGACGUAUGAUUUGCACGGCGUUUGGGACGGAAACGAUCCGUACAUCGGGAGCAUCGUGCUCGCGCACACGAAUUUGACGGAGAUCAAGAGCACGCUACAGCUUUUCCAGAACGUCGAUGUGGACUGGUCGCAAGUCAACAUUGGUUUCGGGUUUUAUGGGCGCAGCUUUGAGCUCGCAACGGCUGAGUGUACAAUUCCCGGAUGUCCAUUCAGUGGUCCUGGUGACGCAGGACCUUGUACCCACAGCCCCGGCACGCUUUCAUUCGCAGAGAUCGAGGACAUCAUCAACGACAAUGACUUGGAUCCUGUGCUUGACGAGGACGCUGCCGUCAAGUAUAUCGUGUGGAAUGAUCGUCAAUGGGUGUCAUACGAUGAUGCAGAGACGUUCAAGCUCAAAAUGGACUAUCUCGAGACAAUCGUUGGCGGCUCAUUUAUUUGGUCCGUUGACCAGGACGACACGCAAUACACGGCGCUCACUGGGCUGUACCCGGACAUCGGCAUCAACAAUGCAAGUUCCACACAAACGAAUGAGUGCCAAUACACGGGGUGCGGUUUCACGGGUUGUCAUUGGGUUGGUACCCCUCCUGCAUGCACAGAUGCCGCCUGUGCUGUUGGGGAAGUUAGCGUCUUUCAAGAUAUCCAAGGCGAUGCCAGCUCGACCUGUACGGGAAAAGCUCGGCGGAACUAUUGCUGUACACCACCUGCGAGCGAAGAGUUUCUACCGGUGCCCGAAGAUUGGGUUAUCCCACUCGGUCAAGGAUACGGCGCUGACCAGCCUGCGUCAUUCACUGCAGACUUCGAUGAUAAUACUGGUCCAUCGGAUACCACCAGUCAAGGCGCUGGUUUCACGGGCAUAAGUGACGAUGGUCAAGAAAACGACUCGCCAUUCGGUGAGGUAUUCAUCACAUCACCAAACGCGCAAUCUGUGUCAAGUCUGGACGUCCAGAGCGAUUGGGUGCUUGUCGGCUGCGACGGUCGAAGCGAUCAGGCGCAAACUGUCCUUGCGUAUUGUUCCAUGCCGAUAGACGAUGAUAAUGCGGGUUGCGGACAUGUCUUUAUUGGACAAGCCCAACAUACAAUCGUUCGAAUGCCCUCCUCAUGUGGUGCCGGCCCUUAUGCGCGUGUCGUUUCCAUGGAAGUGCAUCAAGAUCAGACGGCGUUGCCAGCUGCACAUCAAGCUAGCCUACCGGCCACCGAGAAAGUCUAUUCGCUCGCAUUUGACUACCAGUUUGAUGCUAUUCCGGAAGAUAAUGGCCCUGUCUAUAUGCGAGCGGAUAUUACUGAUAUACCUGGCUAUUGGGAUGAGAUGAUCGACAGCUUACCAGACAGCUCACCAACUAGCCGUAAGCGAGACUUGCACUACAAGCGCAACUUCCACCAGCCCCUUGAAUACGAGAAGCGUUGGUUUGGCGGCUUCACAGAGUGGUUACAGCGCCUCAAUACGAUCACAAACGGGAACAGCAUAUCGCGGAACUUCCACUGGUCGGACACGUAUACGAUCUAUCAUGCUCAGGAGUCCUGUCCGAACUUCGAGUCAAGUUUGGACAUUUCGGUUUAUGGAAACGCCCAGAUCUCUUCGCAGUUCGGUUACUACCUUGAGGCAACGGUGGUCCCACCAGCUAUACAACAGGCUUACGUAUAUGUAGAUGUGGGCGCAUCCGCCUCCGCGACCUUCACCAUACAGGGCCUUGCGAAAGCGGAAUGGAAUUCGGGCCAGUAUGAGCUCAUCAGUUUCGGCUUCCCAGGAUUGUAUUAUCCUGGACUGCUGACUCUUGGUCCGAGUUUGCACCUGUACGCAGAGCUGUCAGGCGAGAUAUCGCUCACCGGACAACUGUCAACGACUGUCGGAUAUACUGUACACUACGCCUUGGGCUCUACUUCUGACGAGCCCACUCUAGGACCCAAUCUGACAGGAUCAACUGCCAACAACAAUGGAUACAACUAUGACUUCGGAUACAACGUCGAAUUGAGUGGAGGUCUCACCGCAUAUCUUACCCCUAGCCUUGAGCUUGGCCUCACUGUGCUCGGGGGAUCUGUUAUGGACGCGACGGCCUACGUUCAAGCGGAGCUAUACGCUGGAUUGAUUCUGAAUGGUAGUGUGUCGGAGACGCAAUCACCCAAAAUCUGUAUUCAGCCUCAGUACGGUGUCAAUCUGCAUGGUGGAUUGAAAGGCGCAGUCGUAUGGUGGAACGAUCAGUGGGAUAACACCUUCUACCAAAACACCUUCGACUUCGGCGGUGCUUGUUAUGACUCGGCUUCGAGUUUCAACAGACGCGAUGGCCAAUUGUACGCAAUGUCUGAUUCAGCUGCAAGUGGAAAUACACUUCCCAUGCAGCAUCGUGAUCCGCACGCAUUCUACUCGAGAUGGGAACAUAGACCGGACGUUCCUCGAGCCGCUGAGCAACCAACACUUCCCAUCAAGCCGCCGGACUCGCCUGAGAUGGCCAAGCGGAAGGCCUCGACGUCGAGCUUGGGGCGGCGGGAUACUAUUCCGUAUCUCCCAGGAUCUCUCUUCUGUCCAGAAGAGUCCAGCGAUCUUGAUCAAACCAAUUCACUUGGACAGGAUUGCAUAUGUUAUAGUGAUACUGACAUGGAUCCGACCGGGCAGCUCAUUGAUGUCCUGGCGCGCCGAUACCUGUCACCAGACGACGCCAAGGCAAUGUACGCAAACACCUCAUUCAUUAACAAGAGGUCCAAUAUUAGCACGCACCCGGUCAGCUUGGCCAAGUACGCUAAGCUGCAGACGUGUGAUAUCAGUGUGUCCGUUCCGGAAUAUGCCAGUACAAAUAUCAUCGCCUACUACGAUCACGAAAAUCCCGGAACGCUUUCCCCUACGAUGGGAUCGUACACGCAACUUCCGCUCAAUUUAGGGGGCAACCUCGUCACAGCGACCGGAAAAAACAUCUAUGCUCGUGAACAUGUUUACGAAAUGAGCCUGUCAUCACUAUUUGUUGAUUAUCUCGCUCAAUUUUCGCAGCUAUGGCAAACUGCAGCUGGGCUGUCCAGUCCCGCUAGCGGCAUCGACUUCUGUGCCUGGGUGGAAGAUAACCUUGUCCAAGUGCCAGCCUGGUUGCCUGGGUCUCAAUCACUCUUCAGUAUGAUAGGUAACUGUUAUCCGGGUUAUCUUCUCAACGGUGCCACUGGCAGUAUGGUUAUUUUGGAGCAGACGGCCAAUGAGAUUAAGAACACUGCCUUCUACGAUGGCGAACAGCGGCUAGAUCCAUUUCUGACGGCGAAGAACAUCCGAAGUCAACAAGAGUUCGCGGACUACUGUCCGCAGAAGCAAGUCGCAGUCAUCAGAGCCGCGGCAGGCAUUCCGUCCUUCUUGAACCAGUACCCAGUUCGUCAAGAAGCGAGCGUACAUUGUUCCGAUCUGUACGAUAUUGACAGCCUCCUCCAGUUCUUGACUGCAAAUACGUGUAUCCGCUCAGCAUGGACGAAGUGGUAUGCUGCCUACUUAGCGGCAAAUGUAGACGCUCCGGACAGGGAUCAGGUUGACAUACCGACUUUGUACGACAACUGGAUCUCGUCCAUUAUGAAGAACAUGAAGCCGUAUUUGGUCAAUCAAAUAACUACGCUCAUUUCGUAUUACGAUGACACGGUGAAUGGUCAAGCUGGGGGAGCCCCUCCCGUCGACUUGUCAUUCUAUAUCUUGAUGGACAACAACCAAGUAUUGAACGCACAAGGACAGCCUCUGUACACGCCUGCAGCUGUCUACACGGUGCAGCAGCCCUAUCCUGCCGUCACAUUGAAGGGAAUGAAAUGGGAGGUGGUCGAGAUCCUCGGGGUUUGA
Messenger RNA from Fomitopsis serialis, 4752 nucleotides. RefSeq lists its product as uncharacterized. The coding region runs from base 1 to 4752 and encodes 1583 amino acids. Lineage: Eukaryota; Fungi; Basidiomycota; Agaricomycetes; Polyporales; Fomitopsidaceae. Gene Ontology annotation, molecular function: chitin binding; hydrolase activity, hydrolyzing O-glycosyl compounds. The transcript has 38 exons. Gene Ontology annotation, biological process: carbohydrate metabolic process. The record is from RefSeq and is a predicted model, not a curated record.